Molecule: messenger RNA, 1282 nt
Organism: Triticum urartu
Lineage: Eukaryota; Viridiplantae; Streptophyta; Magnoliopsida; Poales; Poaceae
Product: NAD(P)-binding Rossmann-fold superfamily protein
Source: RefSeq, a predicted model, not a curated record
CCGCGGGAACCCCCCAACGGCGCGGCGCCGUGCCGGAGACGGAGAGCAGGGGGGGCCAUCUCCCGCGGCGGAGAAUCGGCCAGCGAGGCGCCUCCGUGCUCCGGAAGAAAGAACGAACCGCUUGGCCCCAAGGCGAAGCAACAUUUCGUCUCGGCACGCGCGGUAGAGGAAGAAGACCGCGGUGGAGGAGAGACCUCGUGCGAAAGAGGAGGAAAAACAUGUUCAUCCAGAAGGCAUGGAGGACGGCGGCGUUCGGGCUCUACGGCUUCACCCAGUUCACCAAAUCCGGCUUCGUGGAACACGCCAAGAAGUUCAGAGAGGAGGAUAUGCAGAUCCGGUUGGAUGGGAAAAACUGCCUGGUAACCGGAGCAAAUUCUGGCCUGGGUUAUGCUACAGCUCAGGGCUUGGCUUCUCAUGGCGCCACUGUUUAUAUGCUUUGCCGGAACAAAGAAAGGGGAGAGACUGCUCUGAAUGAAAUAAGAUCCAAAACUGGCAAUAUGAAUGUUCAUCUGGAGAUAUGUGACCUUUCAUCAAUUAACGAAGUCAAGUCAUUUGCCACAAAAUUCUCUUCAUUGGAGAAGCCACUUCAUGUCCUUGUCAACAAUGCUGGCUUACUAGAGCACAAGCGUAUGACUACACCGGAAGGGUUGGAGCUCAAUUUUGCUGUGAAUGUGGCAGCAACAUACACUUUAACAGAGCUAGUGAUGCCACUGUUGGAAAAAGCAGCACCUGAUGCUCGUGUCAUUACAGUUGCAUCCGGAGGGAUGUACACUGAGCCACUGAACACGAAUUUGCAAUACAGCGAAAGCGAAUUUGACGGGACAAAACAAUAUGCUCGUAACAAGAGAGUUCAGGUUGCUCUCACUGAAUGGUGGGCUGAGAAAUACAGCAACAAGGGAGUCGGUUUCUACUCCAUGCAUCCAGGAUGGGCUGAUACACCUGGAGUCUCGAAGAGCUUGCCGGGACUAUCGGAGAAGCUAUCAGGAAACCUGAGAUCGAACGAAGAAGGGGCUGACACAGUGGUCUGGUUGGCUUUGCAACCCAAGGAGAAAUUAGUGCCAGGGGCUUUCUACUUCGACCGAGCUGAAGCGCAAAAACAUUUGAAGUUUGCUGGGACUGCAUCAUCCCACGAGCAGAUAGGUUCCAUUGUUGACAGCAUUCGCUCCAUCUGUAGUCUCCCUGCAAACCCAUAGGUUUCUCAUUGAAAGGAUCGAAGUCCUAGAAGUGAAAAUAAAAUUGAAAUUCUGAAAAAAGAAAGAAAAAGAUUUGCACCAGCCGGGAA